Messenger RNA from Rhinocladiella mackenziei CBS 650.93, 786 nucleotides. RefSeq lists its product as uncharacterized. The transcript has 5 exons. NCBI's taxonomy places the organism in Eukaryota, Fungi, Ascomycota, Eurotiomycetes, Chaetothyriales, Herpotrichiellaceae. The record is from RefSeq and is a predicted model, not a curated record. The coding region runs from base 1 to 786 and encodes 261 amino acids. Gene Ontology annotation, molecular function: oxidoreductase activity.
AUGGCAAGUGCAAAGCUAUUUAGCCUCGAGGGCAAGGUAGCCAUCAUCACCGGCGCAGCGUCUGGCAUGGGCCUUGCUACGGCAAAGCUAUUCCUGGACCUGGGCGCGUCGGUGUACGGGGUGGACAUUUCAAAGGGCCCUACGGAGCUGGCAUCGUCUCCAGCCUUCGACUUUCUGCAGAUCGACCUUCGUCAAAAGGGAGCUCCGGAGCGAGUUGUGCGUGAAUGCCAACAGGCUUUCGGCGGUCGUGUGGAUGCUCUGCUCAACAUUGCGGGUGUCAUGGACACGAGCAACAGCGUCGACACUCUGGACGAGGACCAGUGGAACAAGAUCAUUGCCGUGAACCUCACCGCGCCCACGAUGCUGAGCAAACACGUCGUCAAUGCGUGUCUGGCGCAGGGCACUGGUGGCACGAUCGUCAAUAUCUCGAGCAAGGCGGGCAUCAGCGGCUCGGUGGCUGGCGUCGCAUAUACUGCAAGUAAACACGGGAUUAUUGGCUUGACCAAAAACGUUGCUUUCCGCUUCCGCUACCAGAAGAUUCGCUGCAAUGCCAUCUGUCCAGGCGGGUUCACCACCAAUAUCACGCAGUCGAUUGAUCGCACUCAGAUCGAUCAAGAGGCAACCAAGCUGAUCGAGCCCGUCAUCAAGCUUCACCAAGAAGGCUACAUGGACAAUGCCGCCAGUCCAGUCCACAUCGCCAGUUUGUGUGCGUAUCUGGUCUCAGACGCUGGCAGCGAGGUCAAUGGCGCCAUCAUUCCAGUCGACAACGCGUGGAGCUGCAUCUAA